AUGGCGCAAUCAGCAGCAUCUUCGUUCGACGACUUUCAAAAACUGCACAACACACUGAUAGAUCCCCAUGGCCCAAAUCUAGCGGUGCUGGCGGAAGAGCUGGAAUCACGCACUGCAGAACUGAAGAAGUUGCUCGAGGUUCCACCCAAGAAUGAUGCCAGUCGAACGAAGAUCAAGUCCGGAAAACUGGAGAUUAAUGGAGGAGAAUACAAGAUCAACGAGCAGUUUAUCCAGGAGGCGACACAGCUGUCAGAUGACUUCAACAUGGAUGAGGUAGAGGCAGCACGGCUGUUAUUUAGGGGAUCUGAGGAGAAGCAAAAGCUAGAUCGGUCGGCCUUCCAAAGCGCCGUCUUUCUCUACCAUACUCGUCGACAAAACCUUCUAGAAUGCUUACGACUAAUACUCUCCUACGCGUUCAACGAUAAUACAGAUCCUGAACUACGAGAGUUGGCCAAGGACACGGUUGAUGUGCUAUCUCCACUCAAGACUUGUGGGCAAACGUUUGCCGAGAGGUGUAUUUCAGCGAUGGGGUCGGUGCGGCAAUCUGUGGAGCAGUUGAGGGCGAAGGAGAAACAUGAUCAUACGCUUGGGCUAGAGAGUACCCCAAGUAAUAAAGAGGAGUUAGAGAUGCACGUCCGGUUCCUAAUGAAUCAGCAUGAAGCCCUUGCAUCUAGUGUUUACUACUUGGUCAAACUGAAGCGGGCCACAGUCUCAGAUUUCAAGGCUCUACUCAACACCGUCAAGACCUUUGAGAAACAUGACACAUUCACCCUUCAUCACAUGCUUCCAUUGUACGCCUUCAUCACUAUGCUCUGCGAGACUGAUUCACCUCUGAGCUUUGAGGAGACUAUCCAACUUCAUAAAGAGAUGUUGAGUAACUAUAAAUCAUCACCAUGGCCGCUAAAAUAUAUUCACGCAUCCGUCAAUAUAUUGUGGAUAAGCGAAUUUAAUGGACUCUGCAAUGAUCCUCCAACCAUCGAUGCGCCAAGUCUUCAAAAACUAGACUACAUGACCGAUAUAUUUGAGCCAUCAAAAGAGGCGUUGGAGCAGGGUGCAUUUGAAUUCUUACUUGCGGUGUGCGCGGACGUUAGUGCCGGGUGGGCCCUCAACGCAGCAAAAGAGGAUUUGCACCGAUUUUUACAGACUCGAGUACCGCCAGUCGAUCACCGUGGUCAUAUAUCAGUACCUUUCAGGUCAUUAAUGAUCAAUCAGAUAGAAAUUUUUGUGGACAGUUUCAUCUCAAACAUGGCAGAUGUAUUGAAAGAUAUCAAGACGCGGGAGGAAGAGGACGUAUUGUUAGGGCGGAAGACUUUGGGGUAUGAGCUAGAGAGAUUUUUCCUUAUCAUUCAUUAUGCAUAUUUGGGGCGACGAGACGCCGGAAUGGUAUUUUGGAGUGAUCCAGAAAGCAAUUUGCACGGGUUUAUCUCUUGGGCAUCGAUGAGGCAAACACCGUUUAUGGCGGCUACCUUCAGCUUUAUGCUAGCUUCAUUAUCGUUAGGCAAAGUUGCCGCCGAACACACCCACAGAUUUCUUCUUGACGAGGCCAACCCCGGUAGCACGAAAAGGAGGACAACCUAUCUGUCGUGGGAUUACAUCUUCAAACAAUUUCAACUGUAUAUUGGCCAGUUAGAAAAGAGAUCACAGCAGUUAGUCCCAGCGAAUGCCUUCAGGCCUCCCCUCCCGCCGCCAAUUGAAACUACGGAGCCUGCACCUGAAUUGAGUAUGAUGCUGGACGGAUUCAUGCGGCUAAUCUCUCAAAUUGUACAAGAAUGUCCGGAUGCCAGAAAUUGGCUACUUCAUGAGAGCCCCUUCAGAAUUGUCCCUGCUCUGUUUGAGCUUCUCGGGUUACAAGCGUCAAUCCAACUGUGGGAUUCUAUUUUUUCAACCAUCACUGCUUUCUUGACUGAGAAGACUGAAGUUAUUAAUGGCGAAAUAUGGAAAGCAAUUGACGAUUGGGCUCUUGGAGCUGCUCCCCCAACUACCGCUCUACAACUCGGCGUCAUCCCUGGAAAAGCCUUCGCCCAAGCUGGGUCUGAGAAACUUGACGCAGUAGUUACUUCGGUCCAUCCUGCGGAGGCCUUUGUGCGUCUGCUUGCCACUUUGGUUUCGCCGGCAUUUCAUGACCAGCUUAAAGACGCUCUACCAUUUCCCGAAAACCUUGGUAGCAUGAAUCGGUUAUCCGGGAUCGACCCAUACGUCGAUUUUAUUUUGGGAACGAUUUUCUCAAGUACCACGGUGCAGAAUCUUCCUCCCGACCUUGUACUUCCGGUAGACAAGCAAGAUAUCCCAAGCGAAAGGUUGACCCGCUCACAGUACCGGAGUUUUCGUCCAGCGCUCCAAUCUAGCUGCUUGACUUUUAUUCAUACUUGUCUUGCAACAUUUAACGAAGAUCUUCUCAUUAUCGCGAGCUCCAACAUUUCUCUUGAUUCUGCGAUGAAAUCAUCUUCCCUUGAGACCUAUGCAAAGCUGCAUCCAUUUGCCAGGGUCAUGGAACAUAUCCUUACUGAGAAGUGCUUUAACGUUUUCUACGAAAUCUUGAAGCUCGGCGUUGAGGAUCUACAAGCCACGGACGUACCAUUUCCUCUCGUUGAAUUAGUCAUCAACAUUUUGGAUCUUGCGUUGCAAAUGCAGACAACAUUUUUUGAGUUUGUUCGUCCUUUAGUCAAGCGUGACGACGGCAUGCGAAAGGUGAACGUAACUUCUAACGGAUACGGGUCCAUUGAAGAAGCGGUCCUACACCAUUUGGAUAUCGCAGUGUUUUUAGGACUGUUUGUGGGGAGUGCCAACCAGGAUAUCACCAUGGCUGCUUUGAGCCUCCUUGAAAGGCUUUCCACACGGCCAAAAUUGGUAUCAACGGCAGGGCCAUCACAUACGUUUGGGCGGAAAAUAGGCAGGAAUCGUCUCCUAGGGAUUAUCGAGUCAAGUCCGGAGUCUCGUCGGAUUUUGUUCAAUUUUAUUCACCAAUGGGAUGCGGAUGUUGAUGAUGAGAGCCCAGACAUGCGGUACCCACUUAAAUUUGGUAUAUUAAAAUUGCUUAAUAGCAGUUUAUCGGAACAACCAAAUGAGUAUACCCUUGCUCACUUCUUACUUGGAUUCGGAUACGACGAACAAGACGGCAUUAGUCUUAGUGUUGAAGAUGGAGGCAUUGGAUCUGGAAUUGCUCUUCUUCAUAGUAUUUUGGCGGUUGUGGAUGAUGUUGCUGUAUCGGAUGAUGAAGGCAUGGCUUUUGAUGGAGCUCUGUGCCAGCUGAAGAAUGAGUGUUUCACUGUAUUCAAACGGCUGUGGAAAGCGUCUUCCACAUCAAGUGAAAUGCUUUAUGUUCUUCGAGCUAACAAACUCUUGUUUUCUCAGUUCAUGGGGGAGCAGAUCCUUAGAACGACUAGCAAGUGGGAUGGUGUUCAAUUUGGUUGCCUAGAGUUCUUCCAAGAGGGUAAGGCUUUAGGGCUUUGCAAUUACAUUGGAAGACGGGCCUCAUUAUUCAAUUAUAUUGCGCUGGAAAUCCGACAAUUGGCCGCUCAAGGGGCCUCAACAAUGGUCUCAAAAUAUCUUUCAACACUGCUUGGAGUAACAAAUCUCGAUGGGGACCCAAUGCAAAAUAUCCACAUUAUUGACCUUCUCGACUUCUUGGAACUAGAAGCGCCUGAAGCCCUACCAAUUCCAAAAAUUACCUAUUUCCAUGACCUCAACCUUGCAACAUUUCAACUAAAUGACCAAUUCGGCAAUCCGUCGUUUCACCUACCAAAUAUUGAACAAGUUCUACUGCUACGUAAGCAAGAGUUACUGACCUCAGGGACUGUACACCCUCAUGACGAAGAUGUGGUCCAAGCUGAACUCGCUGAAAUUUUAAAUUACCUAUUUGCCGAGAACCAGCUCCGUUACUACAGAGGCGCAAGACUUGAGUGUUUAAAGUCUUGGGCAACGCUAGUUGCUGUCAUGUUGGAAGAUUGUGAAUUCGAACCGGCGGCAAAAACCUCGUUUCUGCUACAGGCAUUGCAGGCUAUCAUGCCGAAGGUCGAGUCGUACAGCAGCAGCGAUAUUGAGAGUGCUCAUGUACUCAGUUCGUUGACACAUUCUCUGAUCACUCAUCUCAGGUUCGACAUCAAGACUUUCGGCAAAGGCCGGUCAAGCGACUUGGCAAGUGAUCGAAUUUACGACCUUUUCCGAGUUUCAUUAAGGUGCAUCCAGUCACCAAUGGCGACAGCAAGGCUACGCGAAGACUUUUAUAACAUCGCAUAUCGGUCCCUGCAGGGCACAUCGGACCUUCUACAGCAAGGAAGCGCUACCCGCAGUCACAAUAUCCAAACGAUCAAGGCGUCCGGUGACCGCUUGUUGGAGGUUUUGUGCAACGAUGCCUACUCAGGUGAGGGACAGUGCAAGAUAGUUGCACUGUUACUUCUGGAGGCACUUGUUGCACUUGCUGCAGCUGAGUCAUCGCAUUACGUGGUUGAUGCUUUGAUGCGACAGAAUUUCUUGGUAGUGCUCGUGGAUUCAACAAAACAAAUCCGCACGGACCUAGUGACCACCAACUCUAAUGACAUCCCUUACUUGAUGCGUUCUUUCAAGGCAACCACUGGCUUCCUCGUCCGAAUUGCACAGACUAGAGUCGGUGCAGGCCAUAUCAUUAAUGCUGGUCUCUUCAAAGCCCUUCGCGAGAGCAAGCUCUUCUCUGUUGAUCCUGACCUUGGGGUCGGAAUUAACGACCCCAAGGCUCUUGAGAAAUACUAUGAGCUUCUUACACAUGCUACGCGUGUUGUCGUCGCCUGUAUUCUUUCCAGAGGCCAGGCCAAUCGCCAGGCAAUAACCGCAGGAAAACAAUUCUUGAUGGAAAACCGGCCUGUCGUACUGUCGGUGUUUAAGAGGCAUGCCAACAUUGGAGGUCCACGAAUGGAAAAUACCAAAGACAUGAAUGAGUUGGUAGGAAUGUUUGUGUUGUUGAUUGCGUUAACGGAUUUCGUUGAGUACGAAGAGAGUCUGCCGAUACAUGCGUAG
Molecule: messenger RNA, 4989 nt
Organism: Morchella sextelata
Lineage: Eukaryota; Fungi; Ascomycota; Pezizomycetes; Pezizales; Morchellaceae
Exons: 4
Coding region: 1-4989 (1662 amino acids)
Biological process (GO): nuclear pore organization
Cellular component (GO): nuclear pore; nuclear pore inner ring
Molecular function (GO): structural constituent of nuclear pore
Source: RefSeq, a predicted model, not a curated record